Messenger RNA from Candidozyma duobushaemuli, 921 nucleotides. It is a transcript of the gene HYM1, whose product is annotated as Hym1p. The coding region runs from base 1 to 921 and encodes 306 amino acids. Gene Ontology annotation, biological process: intracellular signal transduction. NCBI's taxonomy places the organism in Eukaryota, Fungi, Ascomycota, Pichiomycetes, Serinales, Metschnikowiaceae. Gene Ontology annotation, molecular function: protein serine/threonine kinase activator activity. The transcript has 2 exons. The record is from RefSeq and is a predicted model, not a curated record.
AUGCUUCAUUCAAGAAUGCCCCGCUACCAGGAUGACUGCUCCAGGUAUCUCAAGCAGAUCAAGGUGAUUCUACACGGAGAUGAAGAAAGCGACCCUCAACCAGAUCAGAUCCUGAUUUUGGCCCAAGAAGUCCACCAGACCGACCUUCUCACGCAUUUGGUCCACAAUUUGAGGAAACUCGACUUCGAUCUGCGCAAAGACGUGUUGAUCUUGUUUCUGACGCUUUUGCGACGGCAGACUGCCAACGAGAGCCCGACGGCCUCGUACUUGCUUGUGCACAAUGAGAUCUUGGUAAAAUUGAUGAAGGGCCCGGAGUACCCGGAUGUCGCCUUGGUAUGUGGACAGAUUCUACGUGAUUGCAUCAAGUUUGAGCUGCUCAAUCGCUUUGUGCUCCAGCAUCCGCUUUUCUGGCGCUUGUUCAAGUACGUCCAGCUGCCCCUUUUCGAAGUGGCCACCGACGUGUUUGUCACCUUGAACGCGUUGCUAACAACGCAUAAGAAGCUCGUGGCAGAGUUCCUUCUGGCCAACACGGCCCAAUUCAUAGAAAGCAUCAACGAACUCAUCAGGCUGGACAACUACGUGACGAAGAGACAGCUGGUGCGUCUUUUGCGGGAGCUCGUGCAACAGAAACAGAACCAGCAGUUCCUACUCAGCUACUUUGACGACGCUCGAAGCCUCAAGAUUGUGAUGAUCCUCUUGAGUGACAAGCUGAAGAACGUGCAAACUGAGGGCUUCCACAUCUUCAAGUUCUUCGUGGCCAAGCCCAAGAAGCUGCCCAAAAUCAUCGACAUCUUGGCGAAGAACAAAGACAACUUUGAGCACUUUUUCGCCAAUUUCGACGUCAACAACUCCGCUCCAGGCCUGGUUGAGGAACGGGACUACAUCCUACAGGAAAUCCAGAAACUAGAGCCGCCUCAUUAA